GGAGGGCGAGGCAGAGGCGGCCAGGCCCGCGCCCUCCGGGCUGCGCCGCAGGAGAGACCCCGGCAGGCGGACGCUGGCUGCAGGGAGGCAGGCAAGCACCCGGGAGGACGCACCCUCGCCCGCCGGGCUCCCUUCGCCCCCGCGUGGGGAGGCAGGAAGGGAGGCCCGGCACAGGUACGCACGCUGAGAGGGGACUGCGGGGGGCGGCUGGAGGCCGAGGGCCGAGGGCGGGGAGUGGCGGCGAAGGACAGCUAGCCUGACCUCGCGGCCCGCCAAAGGACAAGCGGCCAGGGGACCUGGCCUCCCUGGGCCUCUGCCCAGUCCUAUCCGGCCUGGCCCGGCCCGCAUCUGUGGUCAAGGGCAGGAGCAGGGGGGUGUGGACUGCGGGCCGGCGGGCGCGGGCGCGGGCGCGGUGGGCAGGCGGCAUGCUGGGGCUUUCUGCGCGCAACUUUGGGUACAACAGCGUGGACCUGCGUGUGCGUAUCUGCGCGCCCCAAGGCUUUGUGUACAACUCGUGCAUGUGUCUAUCGACUGGGUUUUGUGAAGCUUCAUCCACAGCCACUCUGCCAAGGGGCCAAGGGAUGAGCUGGGGCCCUCCUUCCCAAUGGCAUCUCCCCCUGGUCUGGAACUGAAGACACUGAGCAAUGGUCCCCAAGCCCCAAGGAGAUCAGCUCCCCUGGGACCAGUGGCCCCAUCCAGGGAGGGUGUGGAGAAUGCCUGCUUCUCCUCAGAGGAGCACGAGACCCAUUUCCAGAACCCCAGGAACACAAGACUGGGCAGCUCACCCAGUCCCCCUGGGGGUGUCCCCUCAUUGCCCCGAUCCCAGCGGGAUGAUCUGUCCCUGCAUUCAGAGGAGGGGCCAGGCCUGGAACCCGUGAGCCGCCCGGUGGAUUAUGGCUUUGUUUCCGCCCUGGUUUUCCUGGUGAGUGGGAUUCUCCUGGUGGUGACAGCAUACGCCAUCCCCCGUGAGGCUCGAGUCAAUCCGGACACAGUGACAGCACGGGAGAUGGAACGACUAGAGAUGUACUACGCCCGCCUAGGCUCCCACCUGGACAAGUGCAUCAUCGCAGGCCUGGGGCUGCUCACAGUGGGCGGCAUGCUCUUGUCAGUGCUGCUUAUGGUCUCCCUGUGCAAGGGCGAGCUGUACCGCCGGAGGACCUUCGUCCCUGGCAGGGGCUCCAGGAAGACCUAUGGCUCCAUUAACCUGCGCAUGAGACAGCUCAAUGGGGAUGGGGGCCAGGCCCUGGUGGAGAAUGAAGUCGUCCAGGUCCCAGAGACUAGCCAUACCCUCCAGCGGUCUUAAGUACGAGCCCACCUUAUCUGGCUGCUUUUGCUCCAGUGCUACAAGGUCCCCCACCAUCCCCACCAAGGCCUGGGGUUUCAAACUGAGCUCACAUAGGGCCCUGUGGAAGAAGUACUGGGUGCUGAAGGGAGAGCUCAGGGCCCAGCCCAGGCCCCACACAGGCCAGCAGCCCACUGAUCUGUUUUGUAGCUGCAGUUUUGCAUACGGUUUUGUUUGGAGGAUGGCUUCUGCUGCUAAAAAUACAAACGUUUGGAAACGCUG
Messenger RNA from Callithrix jacchus (white-tufted-ear marmoset), 1564 nucleotides. Lineage: Eukaryota; Metazoa; Chordata; Mammalia; Primates; Cebidae. The record is from RefSeq and is a predicted model, not a curated record.